Elaeis guineensis (African oil palm) is the source of this 1275-nucleotide messenger RNA. RefSeq names its product NAC domain-containing protein 87. Gene Ontology annotation, molecular function: DNA binding. The record is from RefSeq and is a predicted model, not a curated record. NCBI's taxonomy places the organism in Eukaryota, Viridiplantae, Streptophyta, Magnoliopsida, Arecales, Arecaceae. Gene Ontology annotation, biological process: regulation of DNA-templated transcription.
AACCUUCCUCCUGGCUUUAGAUUCCACCCUACCGACGAAGAGCUCAUCACUUACUACCUAACCCGCAAGGUCUCGGACUUCGGAUUCGCUGCUAAAGCCAUCGCCGAUGUCGAUCUCAAUAAGUGCGAGCCUUGGGACCUCCCAGGGAAGGCAAGCAUGGGGGAGAAAGAGUGGUACUUCUUCAGCUUGAGGGAUCGCAAGUACCCAACUGGGAUGCGGACCAACCGAGCGACCGACGCUGGUUACUGGAAGACAACGGGCAAAGACAAGGAGAUCUUCCACUGCGGGGUCUUGGUUGGGAUGAAGAAAACCUUAGUCUUCUACAAAGGAAGAGCCCCCAAGGGCGAGAAGACCAAUUGGGUGAUGCAUGAGUAUAGGCUCCAGACCAAAUUUCCCUACAGAUCCACAAAGGAGGAGUGGGUUGUCUGUAGGGUUUUCAAGAAGAGCUCCAAUGGAAAGAAAACGCAACCGAACACUCCACCAUUGCCACCUUUGCUGGAGUCUCCAUGCAAUACAACCUCGUUAAGUGAGCUGGGAGAACUUGAUGUAUCAAUCUUAAAUAAUCUCGUCAACACCUCAAAUGGUCCCGAUGGUAUGCAAAUUAAUGACAACAUCAACAACAGGGUAGAUAUGAACAUGUACAUGAAUUGGAUCUUAGCUAGAGAAGCUACAAGCCAACCUUCACUUCCAUGGCCAUCAAGCCUGUUAGGCAUGAGCUACUUACCAAGUCCAGCAAUAUUGAAAGCACUGCCGUUCAACGGUUAUCAACCACAAGAAGACGCCAACCUCACAAGCUUAAGCUCUUUCGCGGCACAAGGAAAUCCGAUGCUUGGUGAAUCUAGAUCGAGCUUCCCUUCCUCUUCCACCAAAGGUACAGAAGUCCCACAACAACAGCACCCAUUUGAUCAAGAACCAAUUUGGAGAGGCUAUUGAUUAUGUGAAAAGGCUAACUAUAUAAAGUUGUCAAGUUCCUCUUAGUAUAAGGUAUUAAGGUUAGUUAAAUGGAAUCAAACCCUUGAAGCGCAGAAUUAAAUGAGACAACCAGUUAAGGAGCACUAUGUCCGUCACUUGUUAAUUAAGUUGGUAUGAUUAGAAAGCAAAUGUAUGAAAGUCUCAUUCAGUUCUAUAUGAAACCAACAUUAGUCUCAGUUAUCAAUAUGUAUCAGAUGAAGUUGUCUUGGUUCCAUAGACCAUUGGAAAAGAAUGUGAGCGCAUAAUUUUAAGUCAUUUCAUGCUCGUUCUGUAUUGGCUUAUGGCAGAACCAACCAUUCACUA